Messenger RNA from Sceloporus undulatus (fence lizard), 1066 nucleotides. RefSeq names its product enoyl-CoA hydratase domain containing 2 (gene ECHDC2). Gene Ontology annotation, molecular function: enoyl-CoA hydratase activity. Lineage: Eukaryota; Metazoa; Chordata; Lepidosauria; Squamata; Phrynosomatidae. The record is from RefSeq and is a predicted model, not a curated record. Gene Ontology annotation, biological process: fatty acid beta-oxidation. Gene Ontology annotation, cellular component: mitochondrion. The coding region runs from base 96 to 995 and encodes 299 amino acids. The transcript is spliced from 10 exons.
AGGCAGGAGGCGGUGCUCGACGCCGCUCCUUCUGAGGGGAGAAGGGAGAGGCCGCCACCUCGGGCUUGUUGUCCCAAGAAGAAGCAGGCAGCGCAAUGCUCCGGCUGGGAAGAUUGGCCGCCUCGCUCUCCUCUGAGGGCCUCCUGGGUCCUCUGGGCAACCUCCUCAGGAGACCCCGCUCCGGAGGGAGGAAGCCUGAGGAGGUCUUAUUACGGGUUCAUGGAGAGGAGAACCGUGGCAUUGCAGAAAUUCUGAUGAACAGGCUACAUGCCAAAAAUUCCCUGGGGAAAGUGCUUGUGGAUGAAUUGUAUGAAACCCUUGAUGUUCUCCAUUUUGAUGACAGUAUCCGUGUGGUAAUAAUUAGGAGCAAUGUAAAAGAUGUUUUUUGUGCAGGUGCUGACUUAAAAGAGCGUGCUGCGAUGAGCAAUACUGAAACUGACCUUUUUGUUCAGAAGCUCAGGAGCCUAAUGGAUGGCAUUGCUGCACUACCAAUGCCUACCAUUGCUGCAAUUGAAGGUUAUGCAUUGGGUGGGGGUUUGGAGCUGGCGCUAGCUUGCGACCUCCGAAUAGCAGCAUCAUCAGCUAAAAUGGGCUUGAUUGAAACUACUAGAGGACUCUUUCCUGGUGCAGGUGGAACCCAGCGUCUGCCACGCUGUAUUGGAAUAAGCCUAGCUAAAGAACUUAUUUUCACUGGCAGGCAGAUUGAUGGGCAGGAGGCAUUGUCAAUAGGCCUAGUCAAUCAUAUGGUACCACAGAAUGAGGAAGGCGAUGCAGCUUACCAAAGAGCCCUGACUUUAGCCAAAGAGAUUGUUCCUCGGGCCCCGAUAGCUGUGAGAAUGGGUAAAGUGGCUAUAAACAAAGGGAUUGAGGUUGAUAUUGCCUCUGGAAUGGCUAUUGAACGAAUGUGUUAUGCGCAGAAUAUUCCUACCAAAGACCGUCAGGAAGGGAUGACUGCUUUCAUAGAGAAACGGCAACCCAAAUUCAUUGGGAAGUGAUGCGAUCUUGUCCUUGUGGCUGAAGACAACUCACAAAAGGCUGUGCCUUAAAAACACUUUUCUAUGUAAAA